GCGAGGUAAAGAGCUUCCUAGAGAGGCGUGUUGUGUUGGUAGCCCCGCCUUUUUCAUUGGAUUUUCUGUCUGGCCACUCCUCUUCCUGCUUCGGGAAGAGUGGCUGGCUUUGUUUGUGAUUGCAAGAUGGCGGCUGGAAUGUACCUAGAACACUAUUUGGACAGUAUUGAGAAUCUGCCGUUUGAGCUGCAGAGGAACUUCCAACUAAUGAGAGAUCUGGACCAGAGAACGGAAGGGCUUGAAUUUCAGCGCGGGAUCACGGGAAUCGCGCAUUUUCCAAGCUGCUUCUGCAUAUCUGCAACUUUCAGUGCGGGAAAAUCCAGCAGAGAUAUUUUAAGACACUCAGAUCUGAAGGGCGAGAUCGAUGGGCUGGCCACGGAGUACACAGCCAACGCGCGCACGCUGUCCUCCGAGCAGAAGCUCUCCCUUCUGCGGCAGAUCCAGGAGUCCUACACCAAGUGCAAGGAGUUCGGAGACGACAAGGUGCAGCUCGCCAUGCAGACCUACGAGAUGGUUGAUAAGCACAUCCGGCGGCUGGACACAGACCUGGCUCGGUUCGAAGCCGAUCUGAAGGAGAAGCAGAUUGAAUCCACGGACUAUGACUCCUCAUCCAGCAAGGGCAAGAAGAGUGAGAGUGAGACAGGAAAGAAAGCCUCUGAGCUGCAGCACGUCAAGUACAGCUCUGAGCUGGUGAUGUCAGCGACGCCCGCAGAGGUCAGGGGUCAGAAAGAUAAGAAGGUCGCCCGCACCAGGUCAAAGGUGAAGAAUUCGGACGAUGACAGCAGUCCUAAGAAUGGACAGAAAAAACUAAAACUGCACUCGACGGAGUAUAGUGCCCCCGCUGUUACCUUUGGGAACGUGCACCCCUCUGAUGUGCUGGACAUGCCGGUGGACCCCAAUGAACCCACAUACUGCCUGUGUCACCAGGUCUCAUAUGGGGAAAUGAUCGGCUGUGACAACCCUGACUGCUCCAUCGAGUGGUUUCAUUUCGCCUGCGUCGGACUCACGACUAAACCGCGAGGAAAGUGGUACUGCCCUCGAUGCACACAAGACAGAAAGAAGAAGUGAGCAGUUUGAGAAGCAGUCAGUCCUCACCAUGAACACAAAUAUUUGUUUUGUUAUUUUGUUUUUGAGGCGGGUGGCCCCCUGUAAUGCAUUCAAAUUGAAACUACCACACUGCAACGGAAAACUAGUUCAAAAGAGCAACAAAAUAGUGUAGCAGUGAUUCAAACUAGUCUUAUUAGCAUCAAACUAGACUAGACUGCACUGGAAUUACAUUGUAACUGCAUUUGAGAUCACUAUAGCACCUUUUAGACCAGUUUUCCUCUUAAUUUAAGCUGCGUUUGUUUUGGUAUUAUUUCAUAGUAAACCCCUGACAGCAUUAAUCUAAAAAUCUGACUCAUAACAUUUUCCAUGAUAGCUAGCAUUUUACUUUCUGAGUAAAACUGCAGAGCUAUUUUUUCUUGUGAGCGGGAUAGUUUGUUACCAAAUCAUGAUAUAAAAUGUUUUUUGUUAAUUAAAUAAUCCCCUAACUUUUGACCGGCCGUGCACUUCCACCUGCUCACUAUUUUUGUGUCAGUGUGCAGUUUUUAGCAAAACUUUUUUUUUUUUUUUAUUAAUUUUUUAACAUUUCAAAUGUGGUACUGUACUGGUUUUAAAGAGAACUCCCAGUUUGUAUCAUUCAUCUUUUUACUUUCAGGUAGACUUUCCUUUUUGAUUUGUGAAAUUGUCCCCACCUCCUCAGUGCCUUCUUUCUUGUCAGUAACCAAUCAUCUGUUUCCUCUCAUGACUGACAUGCUUUGCAACCAGCCAGUAACACGAUAUGACCCCUAAGACACUGCUGAGGUGAAAUGAAGUGCAUCUUAGGCCAGGGGUUACCAAGCGAAUGCAAAAAGACCAAUGGAGAUUACUUUUUUUUUUUUUUUUUUUACAGUACAACAGGCUUAAAAGUGUUUUUCAGUUGUCAUAUUUUCUAAGAAGUGCUAAUGGUGGGCCACAGUGCCUACUGCAGCUGAACAGGUGGGCCUCAGGUAAAGAAAAAAUGUGAUCCUCUGUCAUGGACCAUCUGAAAGCAAGGCAUGCAAACUGGUAACUUUCUUCAACCUAUUUUCUUCUACAAGUGAAAAUGCAAGUUUGCUGUAAUGUGCUUCUUUAAAAACUGCAUUACAGAGACCCACACACUGACUGGAGGCAAGCGCAGCACAGGAAACAUUUAGGGAACUGUUUCAUCAGCCACAGAGCCUUUUCAUUAUUAUUAUUAUUAUUAUUAUUAUUAUUAUUAUUAUUAUUAUUAUUAUUUUUAAACUGAAAGGUAUUGAAGUUGGACAUUCUCUGAAUAGUAGAGCAACAAAGUCUGCCCAGCAGAUUCCAUUCACAAAAAACUCAAAGAAAAACCCCAGCUUUUUAUUAUUUGUUUCCCCGAGUUGAAUGGAAUUGUAUUAAGUCAGUUCAGGGCAUGGAACUCAUGAAAUUCUCUUUUAAACAGUUAAUUAAAUGGGUGUCAUCUCUAGGGUGUAAUAAUACCCCAAUGGUACUAUACAUGUGAUGGGCCUUCACAUAUAAAAUGAAAGUGAAUUUUAUAUAAUGCAUAAUAAGAUCUAAUAAUAAUUUAACAGCUAACUUAUGUUAAAAAAACUAAAAUGAAACGAGACAGGGAGUGUAUGUAUUCAUACCAGCUAUACAGCACACUUAUUUAUUAAAGAAUCACUUGGUGAACUGCAAUGAGUCUUGUAUCACGAUACAUGUAAUACCUGUAUUACAGUACGAUAUAUCAUGUACAGAAAGCAUCCUGAUGCAUCUAUAUGCGAUGAAUCAUUACACUUAGUUAUUCACUUCAAGCAUUGGUUUACAGGGUAUCUUUCUGAUACAGUCCUUUAUUAAACUUACAAACCAAUACUCUAAAUACAAUUCAAGCAGCCUUUGGUUCCAUUAAAUCCUGAUUAAAGUAUUUGGAAACCUGUGUAAUAUCCUAUUUAAAGACAAGUGGAGUGUCUUUCACUUUCACUGGGGUGCAAAUCAUGUUAUCCUGCCAUUGUAACAGGACACAAUAGUUUGGAUGAAAAAACGGCACAAAGGCUCCCAGAUGCACAGCACAGCCUGCUGCUAAGUGACCGAUGUGAUUUAUUUCACUAUAUUUCUAUUGUUUCUUGUGUUGUUACUUGUGGCCGUUAUCUUUAUUAACGGGAUGUCUGGUGCUUAAACAUUUCAUCUGUUACUGUAUCAUAUUAGGAAGAGAGCACUUUGUAUAAAAACAAAAAAAAAAACAUGUAAAAAUGAAAACAAGAUUUGUAUAACUUGACAGCAUUAAGCAAGAAUAAACAUCAGAAAAUGAA
Messenger RNA from Acipenser ruthenus (sterlet), 3332 nucleotides. Its product is annotated as inhibitor of growth protein 4-like. Gene Ontology annotation, biological process: positive regulation of apoptotic process; regulation of DNA-templated transcription. Gene Ontology annotation, cellular component: nucleus. Lineage: Eukaryota; Metazoa; Chordata; Actinopteri; Acipenseriformes; Acipenseridae. The coding region runs from base 127 to 1068 and encodes 313 amino acids. The transcript has 10 exons. The record is from RefSeq and is a predicted model, not a curated record.